CAUCUGUCCAAACGACCUCAAAAGAAAUAGAACAGAGAAAGUGUAGAGUGACUUGUACUACACCCUGUAUAUACAAAUCUGCAACUGCCUGGCUAACUGUUAGAAUCACAAUAAGGUUAAGUCCUAUAAUGUUCAAACUGAGCUAAAGUUCACCUGAAUGAAGGGCGAAGUUCUGUAUAACUGUGGAUCAGGACAAUUACAAAAAUGCAUUGGAAAAGCAAAUAUUCAGACAAAAGUACAAGUUUCUCUAUUCCCACUUUUGGGAAAAGAAUGAAUAAGAAAGUUGCACUAUUUGGGAAAGAAUGUAUCAGAAAGUCAAUGGAAAAUGCGAUGUGUAAAAAACAGUUAAUGAUAAAGGAUGAGAAGCAUUUCACUAGAUCUAAUCAGAUAAGUUGUUUGUAUGGGGAAUGUUUGCUAGACUUUCAUAAAUGUGUACUAAUUUCUACAACAUUGUAACAUGAAUUUGUUGAAAAAAAAUACAUUUAGGAGAGUAUUUUAUAAUACAGUAUGCCAAAAUAUUCUGAAACUCAAGGUUUUGCAGCCCAUCUGUUGGUGUGUACUUAUUUCUGUGCAGCACUGUCACGCUUAGUUGCACAGAAAUUGUCAAACCACGACAGGUACACGAUUAAAGGCUCAUAUGCUGGUGUCACUUACUUACUGUAAGUAGCCCCGUUAAAUAAAGCAAAAUGAAUUAACAAUGGCACAUGUAUAGUGAUGUAAAACGUGAACUCUUUUGAUAGGUUUUGGUGGUGUGUGGAAGUGUGUGCUUGUUGUGUUUACUACUGUGAUAAAUUAGCUCAAAUGUGGUCAUUGUGGUGCAUGCAUGAUUAAACCAUGUUUAUUUUGAGGAUAACUUAAGUGGGUCAAGGAGAGGUAUUAUCCAUGGGUGGCAGUAAUGCACACCAAGAGUUGUUUGCAAGCUGUCUCGUGGACAAUCGAAGAAGCUCUAUUGAAACUGGUGGUUGUCUCGGCAACUGGUAUACAACAGGCCAGGCAAGCCUGUCUUCAUAUGUUGGAAAGUUCCUCUGGAGUUCUGUUCAAAAGUUGACUCUUUGACGAUGCCAAACAAUAAUGUUGCAGCACCUGGGAAAAAGAAGGUAGUUGGUACAAAGUCACAAAAAGCUACCAAUAAGAGAAAGGAUGAGGACGACGACAGUGGUGAUUAUGGCUGGGAAGAAAGGGCUCAUGGCAAACUCACCAAACCCGCAGAUCAACUGGUGCUUACUGAUGCUGAGCUGAAAGGGGAAGUCACCAGGAUACUGACAGCAAAAAAUCCACACGCCCCACAUAAUAUUGUCCGAUACAGCUUCAAGGAAGGCGCUUUCAAGCUGACCAAUGUUGUUGAUCAGCUAGCUGUCCACUUUGUCCUGGAUGAUUCUCUCAUUCAUCAGGACUCUGAUGAGGCUCGCAGGCUGGCAGCCAGUGAAGACCUCCCAGAAGAGACAGCAACAGUUGAUACUGGAGCAGAACUGGAUGAGGACACACGAGAAACAUUGGAUGCAUCUGGUGACGGAGGUGAGGAGGACGAGGAUGCUAACGAAGACGAGAGACCAGACAGUUUUGCCUCCAAAACAAACAAUCAGGAUCCAAAAUGUACAAACCAGUUCAACUUCAUUGAAAGAGCCUCACAAACACUCAAUAAUGCACUGCGGGAAAGAAGUUGCCAGACUGUACCUCCUCCACGCUGCAACUAUUCUGCCACCGCGAGUCAGUGGGAGAUAUAUGAUGCAUACACGGAGGAGCUGCAGAAACAAGAAAUUAAAAAAGAGAAACAGAGAGCCUUCCAAACCAAGAAGGAUAGUGACAAAAGCAAAACGAAGACACUGAAUGAGACUCCGAGUGAUGACAUCACCCAAAUGGCCACGGCAGUCACACUCUUGGAAAGAAUGGUCAAUCAGAAUAUAUGUAAUGACAUAGCACAAGAUUUCAAAUACUUUGAGGAUGCAGCAGAUGAAUUUAGGGAUCAGGAGGGCACUCUACUUCCCUUGUGGAAGUUCCAGUAUUACAAAGCCAAAAUGAUGUGUGUCACUGCAAUCUGCUGGAAUGAGAAAUAUCCUGAUCUUUUUGGUGUGGGUUUGGGAUCUUAUGACUUCAGCAAACAAGGCCAAGGGAUGCUUCUGUUCUACACGUUGAAGAACUCUACCUUCCCUGAGUACAUCUUUCCUACAAGUUAUGGCGUCCUGAGCCUCGACAUUCAUAAACAACAUUCCUACCUGGUUGCUGUCGGUUUCUAUGAUGGCUGCGUGUGCGUGUACAACUUGAAGAAGAAGGGACUGGACCCUGAAUACAAGAGCAAUGCUAAAACUGGCAAGCACACUGACCCUGUCUGGCAGGUACGAUGGCAGAAUGAUGACAUGGACAACAACCACAAUUUCUAUUCUGUGUCCUCUGAUGGUCGUGUUGUGUCUUGGACACUCAUUAAGAAUGAGCUAUUCUUCUCGGAUGCUCUCAGGCUCGUACGGGAUGAUUCUGUGUUGGAUGGCCCACAGGGUAUUCAGGAGUGCCGCACUGUUGGAGGUACAUCCUUUGACUUCCACAAAAAGACUGACUCUCUCUUCGUUGUUGGCACUGAAGUGGGGAAAAUACACAAGUGCUCCAAGAAUUACUCAAGCCAGUUCCUGGAGACAUACGCUGCCCACAAUAUGGCAGUGGAUGCAGUAAAGUGGAAUCCUUACCACCCAAAGGUUUUCAUCUCAUGCAGCUCGGACUGGACCGUCAAGAUCUGGGACCAUACUGUCAACACUCCCAUGUUCACAUUUGAGCUCAAUGCUCCAGUUGGUGAUGUGGCCUGGGCACCGUAUUCCUCCACUGUCUUUGCUGCUGUCACCACAGAAGGAUUGGUACAUGUUUUUGACCUGAGCAUCAACAAAUAUCAGGCUAUCUGCCAGCAGCCAGUGGUGGCAAAAAAUAAGGCCAAACUGACUCAUAUUGAAUUUAAUCCUGUCCAUCCCAUCAUCAUCGUGGGAGAUGACAGAGGCUCUGUUAUCAGCCUGAAACUGUCCCCUAACCUCCGCAAGAAACCGAAGGGCAAGAAGGGUCAAGAGCUGCCUGAAGGUCCUGCCGUGGAAAUAGCCAAGAUGGAGAAGCUUCUCAGUCUACAGUGCGAUUCAGAGCAAAGCAGUGUAACGUAGCCAUCAUGGUUUCCUCAUAGAGUUUCCAUCAUGUUCAUUCAGUGAGUGUAUCAAAACAGGAAUAAUGACCACUUCUGCCUUGGAUGUUAAUUUGUUUUGCAAGCAAUUGUUUGCAUGUCUCUCUGUAAAUUUUAAUGAAGCUGGAAAGUGAAGUAUGAAGAAGAGGGUUAGGGUUAGGGUUUAGUAGUAUGCCAGCUUCUCACAUUUUGAAUCAUUUCGACAAAUUUAUUUAACCAUCGAUUGAAUUGCUGUUUGUUGGUUCGUUUGUUAUAAUUAUGCUAUUAUUCUUUUUACUGCAUGUACCGUAUAUAAUCAAAUUCUCAUAAACUGCAUGGAAGGCUGACACGUGUGCCAAGAAAGAACCUGUUCUGUUUUGCUACAUGACCAUAUAAAAAUGUGGGUAUGGAACUUAUUUUGCAAUUCAGUCACAAUGGAACUGUUCCCCCAGCCCAAUGUAAUUGAUAGAGUCCUGUCAAUCUAUUCAUAAUAUCAACCCAAUUCUCCAUGAACAUGGAAGUAGCCUCCCAACUAACCAAAAACAAAUAUAAAUAUAGUCCUCUGUGGUUCUUUCAUUUAUGUCAUGUAUUGUAUGUUCUGUACUAUCAUUUUUCCAUUUGAAUAAAAUUCUCCCAAC
Molecule: messenger RNA, 3765 nt
Organism: Phyllopteryx taeniolatus (common seadragon)
Lineage: Eukaryota; Metazoa; Chordata; Actinopteri; Syngnathiformes; Syngnathidae
Gene: dnai1.2
Product: dynein, axonemal, intermediate chain 1, paralog 2
Exons: 20
Coding region: 1059-3131 (690 amino acids)
Biological process (GO): cilium movement; outer dynein arm assembly
Cellular component (GO): outer dynein arm
Molecular function (GO): dynein light chain binding; dynein heavy chain binding
Source: RefSeq, a predicted model, not a curated record